Physella acuta is the source of this 587-nucleotide messenger RNA. RefSeq names its product cysteine-rich neurotrophic factor. The record is from RefSeq and is a predicted model, not a curated record. Lineage: Eukaryota; Metazoa; Mollusca; Gastropoda; Physidae.
CAAAAACAGAAAGAGAUGUUUUCAGCUCCAACUUAGUUGUUGCUGUGGUCUUGUGAGGUUGACGGGUUGCCCAAGAUGCUGCAGCUGGUUGUCCACGUGUCCGUUCUCCUGACCUUGACCCUGGCCGCCAGUGACCCCCGGGCCGCCAUCUGUAGCCGCUACUGCCAGCCCUGGCAGGAGCAGGAGUCGGUCUGUCUGGCAGGGAGAGAUUGCUUCGGGCAGACGAGCGAGUGGACAGCUGAGACCCGCGCAUGCGUGGAUGCGUGUUGGCAGAUUGGGGCGCCAUGUCGUCUGGCGUGCUGGGGCGUCUAUGACGCAUGCGCAGCUCGAUGUGAGGACAGCGCGUGCUUCAACGCCUGCUAUGACGAGGAGUUCGACAAGGUCAAGCCAGCACUUCCACAAUGACGUCAUUACACUAAUGGCGGGGAUGAAAUCGUUCAGCAGAAAUUGGAGUCCAGUCUAACCCGCGCUGCUUUAUUUACACGCUUUCAACUUAAAUGAGAGGUUGUUUUUUUUGGACACAUGAAAAACUUUUGAACCAAAGUAAACACAUGUAGGUGCAUCAAUAAAACAGUUUCUGCUUCUUG